CCUGUCUCUGUGUCUCACUGCCCUUCUUCUAAGCACUGUCUGCUCUUCGCGGAUAAGAAGCGCAGCCAAAGCCCCCUCCGGCCAAAACCCCACCAUCGCGAGCUCUUCUCGCCCCAUCCAUGGCGACCACCACCGCCUCCUCCUCCUCUCUCACCGCCCCUCUCCUCGGCCCCAAAGCUAACCCCAAUCCAGGCCCCAGAUCUCUCCCGCUCCUCAGGACCCGGAGGUGCGCCCGACCUGUGGUCGCUGCAGCCGGUGGAGGCGGAGUGGGGACUUACGGAGCUGCUCAGAGGCGCGGGAUUUGGUCGAUCAGGGAUGACUUGCUGAUGCCGAGGUCCCCCUACUUCCCUAUAGAGUCUGCGGGACAGGAUCGAGGGCCCUCGCCCAUGGUGAUGGAGCGGUUCCAGAGCGUUGUCAGCCAGCUCUUCCAGCAUAGAAUUAUCCGGUGUGGCGGUCCUGUGGAGGAUGAUAUGGCAAACGUCAUUGUUGCGCAGCUUCUUUACUUGGAUGCCAUUGACCCCAACAAGGAUAUCAUUAUGUAUGUGAACUCUCCAGGAGGGUCAGUGACAGCUGGGAUGGCCAUAUUUGAUACAAUGAAGCACAUCAGACCUGAUGUUUCCACAGUUUGUAUCGGCCUUGCUGCAAGUAUGGGUGCUUUUCUACUUAGUGGUGGGACAAAAGGGAAGCGAUACAGCUUACCUAACUCAAGAAUAAUGAUCCAUCAACCUCUUGGAGGAGCCCAAGGACAAGAGACUGAUCUCGAGAUCCAGGCCAAUGAGAUGCUGCACCACAAGGCUAACUUGAAUGGGUACCUAGCAUACCAUACCGGGCAGCCCCUGGAUAAGAUCAACGUAGAUACUGACCGCGACUUCUUCAUGAGUGCCAAGGAGGCAAAGGAGUAUGGCCUCAUUGACGGAGUAAUCAUGAAUCCUCUUAAAGCCCUUCAGCCGCUUCCAGCUUCCAGCUAGCCAUGAAGCGGGCAACCUCAGAUUCAAGCAUUUUUGUUGUGAUCUUUUGGAAUUGUGUUUGUACCAUGCUGUUCUCGUUAGUCUGGCUAGAUGUUUAUGUAUUUCCGCAUCCUGAAGCUUCAGAGGUUGUACAAAACAGAUGCACUACUAUAAUAUUCAUCAUAAUGGCGAAAUGUUGCACCUGGAUUAACAGCAUUUUCAUUA
Messenger RNA from Brachypodium distachyon (stiff brome), 1172 nucleotides. Its product is annotated as ATP-dependent Clp protease proteolytic subunit 5, chloroplastic. Gene Ontology annotation, cellular component: endopeptidase Clp complex. The transcript is spliced from 9 exons. The coding region runs from base 120 to 968 and encodes 282 amino acids. The record is from RefSeq and is a predicted model, not a curated record. Lineage: Eukaryota; Viridiplantae; Streptophyta; Magnoliopsida; Poales; Poaceae. Gene Ontology annotation, molecular function: ATP-dependent peptidase activity; serine-type endopeptidase activity; ATPase binding. Gene Ontology annotation, biological process: protein quality control for misfolded or incompletely synthesized proteins.